ACGCACCCUAUUCGCGAACUUGUUGUGCAUUCAAAACCGUAUGUAACUGUGCAGCACUCCACACCACCACCACCAUCACCGUCUUCUUUGUUGUCCCAUUCCAAUCAUGCACACACUUUCUCUUGACUCUCUCUCUCCGUCUCCGCCAUUCACAUUCCACAAGCGCCCUCGACGAGAUGAGAUGAUGAGCAGCAGAGCGCCAGCGCGCCCCCUUUGCACCACCCACAAUGCCACACUUCAUCCUCUACCCACCCGCCGCCGCCGUUCGCUAGCGGCAAAUAUCCAUAUUUUUCUUGCUAGGCCGCUAUUACUGAAGCUUGCUAAGUUGCUCUCGCUCUGGCUAUGUAAUCAUCAACUUUGCUUUCCGUCAUGCCACGAUCGGCCUAGCCCUGUCUCAAUGUCCUGCCACUCACUGCAAUCAGCCUGGCUUGUCCCCCCGCGGCCGUUGCUUUUGUGUGCGUGUGUAUGUGAGUGUAUUAUGUGGGUGUGUGUGUGUGCCAUCCAUCAUUUCGCUGUACGAGCUGCUAAAUAUCCCUGCUGCUAAACAUGCCUGCCUUCUGGUGAGUCGACUUGGGCCGCCUGUAGCGUCGACACCACUCUAGAGUGUUGGAGUGCCAGCUAACACACUUCGCCCCCGUUGGUGCUGACACAACUACGAGCAUCGCAUCGCAUCGCAUCGACAAGGCAUUGCAUUGAUUCCCUCGACGGCUUUGGCUUCAU
This is a messenger RNA of Pseudovirgaria hyperparasitica, 720 nucleotides long. RefSeq lists its product as uncharacterized. Bases 107 to 544 code for a protein of 145 amino acids. Lineage: Eukaryota; Fungi; Ascomycota; Dothideomycetes; Acrospermales; Acrospermaceae. The transcript has a single exon. The record is from RefSeq and is a predicted model, not a curated record.